Lutra lutra (Eurasian river otter) is the source of this 2038-nucleotide messenger RNA. RefSeq lists its product as uncharacterized. The transcript is spliced from 2 exons. The coding region runs from base 1 to 603 and encodes 200 amino acids. The record is from RefSeq and is a predicted model, not a curated record. Lineage: Eukaryota; Metazoa; Chordata; Mammalia; Carnivora; Mustelidae.
AUGCGCGCUGGCACCAGGGACGGCGGUGGCGGCGACAGAGGCCGAGGAGCUGGCUCCGGUCCGGCAGCCUCCCGCGGACCCCCGCCUCUGUGUAUGUCACGGUCUCUAUGGAGAUCCCCCGCAGAGGACAGAGCGAGCUGCUCCAGGCGCUGCUUAGGCCUAACUCGACCACCGGCUGAUGGGGAUUCUUCCGUCGCCCUAGCCGUAGCUGCCGCAGUUGAAGCCGCCGGCGCCGCCCGCCUACCCCUCCCCUCUGCGCACAGCGCCCGCCCCGCCGUCGUCGUCGUCCCUGCAGUCGCCGCCGCUAUUGCGCCUAUUGCCGCUGCUAAGGCCGCCGCCGCGGUCGCGAGCCAGAACGCCGUCACUCGUCAGCGCCCGACGCGCUUGCAUCAUCAUACUGCGACCGAGUUGAUAGGCCAAGAGGAAGGGAGGGCCGGUGGAGCCCGCGCUCUCGGCGCGCGGCACGCUGGGAAGAGUAGUUCAGCGGAAGAACGCGAGUUCUCGGCAAGGAGGACGCGGAAGGAGAUCCACGCACCCGCGCAGAGGCACAAAGCCAGGAGCUCCAUUCUUUUCACUGCGCUUAGCGGUAAACUGAGACUUUGAAAGAGGCGUUCAACGUAAAAACUAACCCCCGUUCACUCUGCUUCGCCAUCGAUGGGAACCAUAAAAUCCAUGGGAUAGAGCUGUUGUGCUCAUUUCGGUAGAGUACUUAGUACCUGUCCUGGUAUACAAGAAAUGCAGUAAGGGACUACAAUUAUUACCCACGCAGUCAGCUCCCAUUAGAGGUAAGUGGUAGGUUGCCAGUCAUAAAAGUAUAAAUAUAUUUGCUCCGAAUAGAAAACAUUAUAUUUAGGAAAGUAAGUAAGCUGGGAUCAAACACUGAACUCACAAAGUACAGAGAUUGUAGGAAUUGACCGUUAGAAAGGGCUUGGUGGUCUCAUGGUUCUGCCCUUCCAUUCAACCGACCGGAGAGGGGUUCAGAGAAUUCAGGUGGCGCCUUCACGCCAGGCAGUCAAAGCCACGGCUAUAACCCAAUUUUUCUUUAAGAGUAGAAACAAGUGCCCAAAUGAGUAGAGGGGAAAGCCUGCUGGGGAGGGAAAAAAAAAAAAAGAAAGAAAGAAAAAAACCACCACAUAUAGGCUUAGUGUUUCAUUUGAGACAAUUGAUUUUAAAGCUUCAUAGUAUCUUUGGACUCAAACUUAAUUUCAGAUCUAUCACUUACUAGCUGUGUGGCCUUGGGGAAGUUACUGAUCCUCUUUCUAAGCUUCAGCUUCCUCAUCUGCAAAUAGAAUGAAUAUUUACCUCAACAGGGUGUUGGUUCCGAUGAAAGCAUGAAUAAAUGUAUAGCUCAUAAGAACUGCUCGGAGGGGAAGCAUGUAAUAUCCAGCUAUCAGAUACAAAUGAACUCUAAGACAUUCAUACCGUCUCUACCACCAAACUGCACCAUUCAAAGCACUCUAUAACAUCACGUAAGUCAAAUUGUGAAACCAAACGUACAGUACCUCGGAUUUUGUAAUGCCUUUCAGCACCUAAGGAAACAGUAUCAGGCAUUGGUUUACAGAGCAAAGGACUUUCCCUGGUGCCUCUGACAAUAAUCACCAAGAUUAUAAGGAGUUGCCAACUAUGACAGACAAAAUUAAUCUACUUCCUCCGUUUUCCUGGUCUUCCUACCUCCAUGCCCAGGCUCCACCAGCAAUGCCCCACUAGACCCCUCAGGUGUACAUACUUUUCCUCAUCCUUUUUAAAUACAAUUGUUUCUCUUUCACAGCUCUUAGCUAGGUUUUUGACAAGCGGAGCAAAGUAGUUCCUAAUAAGUUAACUCAUGGGGAAGAUCUGUACCUGAAUCUUUCAUUGGGCUGCAUACAUGGAAGAUGGAACUGUAGCCCAUCUCAUUUUCCCUUUUCACCCUACCAGAUUCAGAAUUUCCGGCACAGGAGAGUGAACUGGCUGGGACUCAAAAAUCAUCCCUUUCUUGGUGAUUUGUUAUUUGAUGUGUGUGGAGGACAACCUUCAUAUCCAGGCUUUGAAAGGAACAUGU